UUUAAAAGUAUGCUCCACAAACUGAUUGAGUUAAUGCAGGAGCGUCUAUUCUCUGCAUCUUUCCUUGUCUGAGCAGAGCAGAGAUCACAGGGGGUUCUCGUGGCUGAAACAGAACUUACCUACGGAGUAGCUGAAAAACUGAUAUAAAUGGGAUCCCUAAUCCGAACCCUGACAUUGUGCUUUUUAACCCUCCAAGCCUUCGCAGCAGAGCAAGAAGAUGUUGAACCCAUGGUGAUCACAAAGUAUGGGAGUCUGCGUGGGAAAUCAGCGACGGUAAAAGGGACCGAGCGACAAGUCCAUGUGUUUCUUGGGAUCCCCUUCUCAAAGGCUCCGGUUGGGGAAUUAAGAUUUGCUCGUCCGCAGCCACCAGAACCUUGGAACUUCAUCAGAGAUGCAACUAAAGACGCCCCCAUAUGCUUGCAGAACAAAUUAGCAGUGAAAAAAAUGGCUGAAGCGUUCAGAGCAGAGUUUAAGGUUCCCCCAAUUUCUGAGGACUGCUUGUAUCUAAAUAUCUACACUCCCGGAGAUCGAGACAAGGAUUCCAAGUUACCAGUUAUGGUGUUCAUUCAUGGAGGUGGAUUAAGAAUGGGAUCUGCGACUUUGCAUGAUGGAUCUGCAUUGAGCGCGUAUGAGAAUGUAGUGGUGGUGUCAAUCCAGUACAGACUGGGAUUACUGGGAUUCUUUAGUACAGGGGAUGGUCAAGCACCUGGAAACUAUGGAUUUUUUGAUCAAGUUGCAGCUCUUCAGUGGGUUCAGGAAAACAUUAAGGACUUUGGUGGAGAUCCUCAAUCUGUCACCAUAUUUGGACAUUCUGCAGGAGCCAUUGGUGUGUCUGCUCUGGUGUUAUCUCCCAUAUCUAAGGGCUUAUUCCACAGAGCCAUCGCAGAGAGCGGGACUGCAAUAAUGCCUGGACUGAUGGUCACCCAACCUGAAAAUGUGACAGCCAUGGCUAGGGUUGUUGCUAGUUUAUCCGACUGUGAUUUGGCUGAAGUUGUGGACUGUUUGAAAACGAAAAGUGAAGGAGAAAUUCUUUCAAUAGCGGCAGCAAUGAAUUUUAUGCCUUUUCCUGGCUGUGUGGACGGUGUGUUUCUUCCAAAAAGUGCAGAAGAGAUUUUGGCCGGUAAAGAGAGCCACGAUGUCCCCUUGAUGAUUGGAGUCAAUGACCAUGAGUUUGGCUGGGUGCUUCCAAAGAUAUUCAACAUGAGUGCACUAACAGAAGGAAUGGAUAAGGACAUGGUCCGGUCUGCUCAAAGUUCCAUUAGUAAAUUGGGGAUAUCUCUGGAUGUACCUUAUGUGCGGUUGGAAGAGAAGUUCAAUGUAAAUGAUCCAUUUGAACUCAGAAAUUGGUUCUUGGACAUGUGUGGAGACAUUCUAUUUGUUAUACCUGCUCUUAGAACUGCAAAGUAUCAUCGAGAUUCCGGAUACACUGUUUACUUCUACGAAUUUCAGCAUCGCCCUGCAUCAUUCAAAGAUUUAAAGCCAGAUUUUGUCCGAGCAGAUCACGGAGAUGAAAUUCUGCCAGUGUUCGGAGCCCCAUUCCUGAAUGGCGAUGUCAUUUUCAAAGAUGCUGCUACGGAUGAAGAAAUCGCUUUCAGUAAAACCGUGAUGAAAUACUGGGCCAACUUUGCUCGCACUGGUGAUCCCAAUGGACCUGCUUUGGUAAAAUGGCCGCUAUUCAGUGAAGAUGAAGAUUAUCUGGAAAUUAAUGUGGAACAGAAACCAAACAGGCGGCUGAAGCAAGAAAGUCUAGAUUUCUGGACGAAAACCAUGCCGGAAAAAGUCUGCAAUAUGUCACAGGAAAAUAAAGAUCAUGUGGAGUUAUAGAUAUGUCUAGAUCAAUAUUUUUUCAGUUCAAAUAAUAUGAAAUCACAGCUAAAAAAAAGGGACUGCAAAAUGUACAUGAUGGAUGUUUAAACAAAUAGACCAUUCUGAUGGAUGAGGAAGAUACUGCCAGUGACC
Messenger RNA from Pelobates fuscus (common spadefoot toad), 1959 nucleotides. Its product is annotated as carboxylesterase 5A-like. NCBI's taxonomy places the organism in Eukaryota, Metazoa, Chordata, Amphibia, Anura, Pelobatidae. The record is from RefSeq and is a predicted model, not a curated record. The coding region runs from base 148 to 1824 and encodes 558 amino acids. The transcript is spliced from 13 exons.